CGUAGUUUAUUGGAAACCUAAAAAAGAAGCGAUGUCUGGCAGGAGUGAUAGACUCAGCGUUUUCCCUUCGAGGAUGGCCCUUACUAUAAUGAAGGGACGCCUCAAGGGAGCUCAGAAAGGCCAUAGUUUACUGAAGAAGAAGGCUGAUGCUUUGACCUUGCGGUUCAGGAUGAUAUUGACGAAGAUUAUCGAGACUAAGCAGAAAAUGGGCGAAGUGAUGAAAGAUGCUGCAUUCUCAUUAGCUGAAGCCAAAUUCACCACCGGAGAUUUCAACCAUCUAGUCAUACAGAAUGUGAAUAAAGCACAGAUCAAAGUCCGACAACGGAAGGAUAAUGUCGCUGGCGUCUCCCUGCCCAUCUUUGAACACUACACCGAUGGAAGUGAUAGUUAUGAACUGACUGGUCUAUCCCGAGGCGGCCAGCAGAUCGACAAACUGAAGAAGAACUACAGUAAAGCCGUAGAACUUCUAGUGGAGUUGGCAUCACUACAGACGUCGUUUAUCACUCUAGAUGAAGUUAUCAAAUUAACCAACAGGAGAGUUAAUGCUAUAGAGUAUGUUAUCAUUCCUAGGAUUCAGAGGACUUUAGAAUACAUCACAUCAGAGUUAGACGAAAGAGAGCGAGAGGAAUUCUACAGACUAAAGAAGAUUCAGGAAAAGAAGAAGAUAAUUAAAGAAAAGAAAGAGUUGCUUCGUUUAGCAUUGAAAGCUAAGGGUCUCGAGCCUGAUGAAGCACCUAACUUGAUUGACGAUGAUAGGGACGAGGACCUUCUCUUCAACAACUGACAAAGGUGAUAUGUGAGGUGCUGUGCUGACUAGGGUGGUUGCGGGCAGUCGACGUUGAAUCUGCAAGGUGUUAGAAAAGACGUUGGCAAUUUUUCUUCAUUGUGCUAUACUCUAUGAUAUUUGGUUAAAUGUAUAUAUUGUAUGAAAGAUACACCUCGGAUUGAUAAUUUUGGUAUCUAUGGUAAUGUAAAACGAAAUAGAUGAGAGAAGGAGCAAGCACGUCUGUUCUCGACAAGGUAUGACCUUUUGGUCUCAAUUUACUGGACUGAUUAGUCACCUGGUCCGUGAUACCUAACCUCGUCCCAAGCUAUGGUAAUGUAUUUGAGGAGUGUCAUCGCAAAAUAAUAUAUCUGGUUUUUGCAAUUUUAGAAAGAUGGCUUCGACAAUUGUAGCUUAUCUGAAAGUGCAAUGGAAAUUUUUGAAAAGUUUUAUUUUUUGCCUGAAUUUGGAGGAGAGAUCAGUCAUUGUGUGGGCAAUGAUAUGGUUAACUGUGUUGGAUAUGGUACACAUUGCGUUUUACAAUGAAACUAUUUAGAUUCUCCACUUCUACUCCUUCGAUUUUUUAGGAGACAGUCAAUUUUUAUUGACAAAAUGUAGUGUAAUUUAGGCUGUUGGGUGUCAUUUGAACAAGUGUCGAAAUCCUACCGUUUCCAUGAGUCAACAUGGAGAUAGUUCCUUGCCCAGUGGCAUGUUGUGAUAUUGGUGCAGGGUCGGUCUUUCCGAAGAAAAACUCCAGCAUGUUAAUUGAUUUUCAUCGUCAUUCCAGUAUAAACAUGGCCGCAAGUUGGGUCUUUGCCUUUUGAAUUAUGAAUGGAACGUUACUGUAUCAUCGCUGACAGUGUAUUUCAUCUCAAGGGAUGAGAGUCAUCACCGUUUAUUUCUGAGUUGUAUAAAUGUGUACUCUAGCAGCCAAUGCUUGCAUUUUCAAAAUGAAAAUGUCAACCUACAAAUUUGGCUUAUCGAGUUGCUGAGAAAUCUGUUUCUUCUUAUCCAACUGCAGAGGAAAAGUUGCUUCAUUAUUACCAGCAGGUCGUCCUUGGUUGUCUAAUCAAGACAACUGGAGUAGACUGAAUCCCAAGGAGACGGAAACCAAAGGUAGCAGCCAAGAGUUUUGAACAUUAUUUGAGGUCUACUCCAGCAGUCCUGAUUAGACGAGGAGGAAUAACGGGGAGAGGUGUUAUUUCUAUUUUUCAAGUGCUUGAAGUGAACUUUUGCCAUUACCUAGUGGUUGCGACACCAAGGACCGCUGCGAUCAAAACAAGACUUGGCAUGUUUUCCAUUACAAAGAUUAACCUCCUUUGGCCAAGGCCUUUUAGAAUGUGCAAUCAUUAAUCUUCACUGCAAUCAGUUGAGUGUCUGUCGAAUUCCUCAGCAUACUUCAGCAUUCUGCAAGUAAAGCAAGUUUUAGUGUCCGCCUCCACUAGUCAUUGGUGUUGUACGAUGUUCUGUAUAUUUUGUAUAUAAACUGAGAUCUUAGAAGUCCUCAGUGGGUAGAAUAUUCUCUUUACUGCUAGGGCAUUUGCCUGGUAAUAGUAUGUGUAACGAUUGCCAGUAAAAUGUCUUCAGAAAUGCCCUUGUGGUGAUGUCAACAAUAACGUAAACAAGAUGCUGCCACAUUCUUGAAUAAUGUCAGCUGAUAUCAUUGCACGGAUGGGUAAUGAGCUUCUCCAGCUGUUGAAAAUAAUGUCGGGGUUUCAUGUGCACAACAUGUGUGUUGUAAGGUGUCAUCUUGCAGGUCUUGGGUCUUACGAUUCAAAAUGAUCAUCGAAUCAUCAUUUUCUCCAAAUUACAUUUCAAUGUUGACAACUUCAUAAGAGCCUUUGCAUAUGUGAUGAGACUGACCAAUGUUGUCCUCAAUAGAAAUGUGUUAUUAUAUAAAUUAGAGAGGUUAAAUUUGCUGGAAAUGCUUAAUUCCAGACAAAACAUCAGUCCUUAGUUUAGAGGCUGUCCUGCUUAUAGAAAUGUCAGUAAAGGACAACAAAUUAUGUGAAUAGGAUGGAAAUAUUUAUCAAUAAAUGCAUUGUA
Lineus longissimus is the source of this 2809-nucleotide messenger RNA. Its product is annotated as V-type proton ATPase subunit D-like. The coding region runs from base 32 to 784 and encodes 250 amino acids. The transcript has 7 exons. Gene Ontology annotation, molecular function: proton-transporting ATPase activity, rotational mechanism. Gene Ontology annotation, cellular component: proton-transporting V-type ATPase complex. Lineage: Eukaryota; Metazoa; Nemertea; Pilidiophora; Heteronemertea; Lineidae. The record is from RefSeq and is a predicted model, not a curated record.